AUGAGCGUCCGCCGAGUCCGAGGCUCCUUCAGGGGCUCGCUGCGCCAGUACGUGAGCGGCGAAACGGCCAAGAGAAACCCCGUCCGACACUUCCAGUGGGUCUACCAGAACGACGAGUGGCGAAUCGCUUACGAUGACGGCGACGAGGUGUCCCUCAUGUUUGCCAAGUUCGAGCGGCUCCCCAUGAAGGACUUCGGCGCCGAAGUGAGGGCAUCCAUGGACGUGGACCAGUUCCUCAUUCAAGCCGUGCUCCUGCUGGAUGUUCAGGAGACAUCGCUCGAAGGCAUCGUGGACAAGAUGCUGCAGAAGGUGCUAGACGGGCGCGAGCACCUUGCCACAAUGGCUGAGGCCAAGGAGACGCUCUUCACGCAUGAACAAGUGCACCUGCUGUCGAGGACAAUCCAGGGCACAUGCAUGCGCGAGGGCGGCGGCUUUGACUACGACCAGUCGUGGAUCUGCGCCAUGUGCGCCCUGCCCUCUCUGCAAAAGAGGCACGUGGCCGUGGCCCGCCUCAAGCACCCGGCCAACAUGGGGCGCACCUGCCACGAGGUGCGCUUCUUCAUCCUGGUCCUGACGCCGAGCAAGGAGAAAGGAACCAAGAACGCCCUGGAGACCGGGCGCACGUUCGCCACCAUCUUCGCCGAUAUGGACUUUCGGCAGAGGCUUCUCGAAGUCCACUCGGAAGCCGAGUUCAAGAACGUCCUCCUCAAGCACGCCCAGGACCUGGCCGCCGAACAGAGCAAUCCGGCCCACCAGAGUUCCCAGGCCCAGCUGGAGUUUCCGCCCCGCAGGUGCCCCAUCGCCCAGGGCCUGUGCGACGACGUGCACCGGCGGCUGUCCUUUUACGUCAGCGACUACAUUGACGGCGUGGUGGGCCACCGGACAAUCUACAAGACCAUCUCCACCAUCUUUUUCCUCUACUUUGCCUGCAUCCUGCCAACCAUUGCCUUUGGAGCCCUCAACGACACCAACACCAAGGGAAAAAUAGGCGAGUCGAUACACGUGCGGAAGUGUAUCAUCAGCCAGACCAUAGGUGGCUUGUCCUUUGCCCUCUUCGGAGGUCAGCCGCUGGUCAUCCUCAUGACCACUGCCCCACUCAGCUUGUACAUCAAGGUGAUCUACAACAUCUGCGAAGACUUCGAGCUGGACUUCUAUGCCAUGUAUGCCUGCGUGGGGCUAUGGAACACAUUCUUCCUGCUCCUCUUCGCCAUAUUCGACGCCAGCAAACUUAUGAAGUGGUGCACCAGGUCGACGGAGGAGAUCUUUGCGUUGUUCAUAAGCAUCGCGUUCUGCGUGGACGCGGGACGGGACGUCUACAAGAACUUCCAGAGGUACUACUACGCCUCGGAAUGUCUGCCACCAUCCGCGGAAGCCCUGGGGUCGCUACUGAAGUCGGCCAACAACACGACGGAAGCCCUGCUCGGGGCGCUGCCCCAGUGCCGGCGCGAGAACAGUCUGCUCUUCCUGCUGCUCAUGCUGGGCACCGUCUGGCUCGCCGUGUCCCUGUACAACUUCAACAAGACGCCCUACCUCCAGGCCAGCAAGCGGGAAAUGCUGGCCGAUUAUGCCCUGCCUGUGGCUGUCAUUGCACUCAGCUUCCUGGGGGCCUUUGUCUUCCGCGAAGUAGAAACGGAGCAGUUCCACUUCGGGCAGAGCGACCAGUUCGAGCGGGCGCGGGUGGAGGUGCUCCGCUGGCCCGCCGCCCUGGGCGCCAUGGGCCUGGGCCUGGCCCUUUCUCUCCUCUUCUUCAUGGACCAGAACAUCUCGGCGGCCAUGGUGAACAACCCCUGCAACAAGCUCAAGAAAGGUGCAGCCUACCACCUGGACCUCCUGGUUGUGGGACUCCUCAACGGCGUCCUGUCCAUUUUCGGCCUGCCCUGGAUGCACGGCGUGCUGCCCCACUCGCCACUGCACGUCCGCAGCCUGGCAGACGUCGAGGAACGCGUCGACCAGGGUCACGUCUACGAGAUCAUCGUGAGGGUCCGCGAGACCCGACUCACGGGAGCUGUGUCGCACUUGCUCAUCGGCUUCUCUGUGUUCCUGCUGCCGUACCCGUUGGCCUACAUCCCGACGGCUGUCCUGGACGGACUGUUCCUCUACAUGGCCAUCACGUCGCUCAACGGCAACCAGAUGUUCGAGCGCAUCACGCUCCUCUUCAUGGAGCAGGCGGCGUACCCGCCCAACCACUACAUCCGUCGCUGCCCGCAGCGCAAGAUCCACGUCUUCACCGUCUGCCAGGUAGUUCAGCUGCUGGUGAUGUGCUUCUUUGGAUUCGCUCCGUGGCCCUACGUCAAGAUGGUCUUCCCAGUCAUCAUCCUCUUGCUGCUGCCACUCAGGCACAAGGUGGUCACGCUCUUCAUCGACCAGAAGUACCUGGAAGCCCUGGACGGCGAGCAUCAGUAGCGUCCCUCUCUAUGCAGCAGCUGCCCGGGUUCACGUACCUGAAACUUAUGCAAGCGCUCCCGCGGGGGGAGAAAGGAGCUAGGGCGGCCCUCUGUCCCCUCGCAACCGUGUCAAAGUGCCGCCCGGGGCCCCCACCCGGGCCCGCACCCCGGGCCUCGUGCGCCCGCCCGUACUUCUGCAGGGCGGUCCCACGCGUACGUUAACAGUCCGGCCGCCCCCCCCCCCCCCCCCCUAGUCUGGAUCUCGCGUGGCGGCACGUGACCGAUGCGCAGGAAGAUGGCGGCGAUGGCGGCCGCGUGCCCGCGCGCUAGUGGCCUAGGAUCUACUGCAUUUACAGAGCCUCCCCUCACCGCGCCGCGGGUCCUCUGGAAGGGUUCCCUCGGCGCCACUCCGGGCAGCAGAGCGUGGACGGUCGUCCGCGAGCUUGGCUUUCCAGUUCUCGGGGUGUCAACGUUAGUUCGUGUGUUAGGCAAAAGCAUCACUAAGCACUCGUGUCCGUAGCAUCUAUACAAGAGGAGUCUUUACCGAGAGCGGAAGGAGUCGUAGUGACCCCACUAGAGCAAUAGACAAAAUAACACAGAAACCGCGUCCCGGCCGCUGUUUUUGCUCAAGUCCGCGGAGGAGGAAGAGGAGCGCUGCCCGAGGAGACCGGGGUUGUCCCGGAUUUCGUCCGCCUUCGGGCGCUCCUUUGGUUUUUCGUCGCCUGAGGCGUUCUUUUGUUUCGUUCUGAGGGAGAGAUGAAGAAGGCGGUGGUCCCCGCAGGAGGGGGGAGACGCCUGCGCUGUACAUACCACGUGUUUACAUAUUUAAAUAUAUUUUUUACCAAAAGGGGGGCGUCGUUGUUCGGGAGCUCUAGCAAGGUUUGCAGACGGUUGUUGCUUGUUACUGGUCUGUUGGUUGUUGGGCCGCUGGCUUGCGGAAGCCCCGGCCCAAAAAGUCGUUCGCUUUGUUUCCUUUUCCCUAGGUCUCGCCACUCUCUGGAUCUUGGGGGCAAUAAACGAGAAUUGCGUAGACUCAAGUCUCGUGCCUCUUUUGAUGUCGUCUGUCGCAAUUAAGAAGGUGCCAAAUAAGCGCCGCCAGGUGGUACCAACCACGGUAUCGAACAACACCUCCUAAUAAAUAAAGCCUGC
Ixodes scapularis (black-legged tick) is the source of this 3533-nucleotide messenger RNA. RefSeq names its product sodium bicarbonate transporter-like protein 11. Gene Ontology annotation, cellular component: basolateral plasma membrane; plasma membrane. Gene Ontology annotation, molecular function: solute:inorganic anion antiporter activity. The transcript has 13 exons. The record is from RefSeq and is a predicted model, not a curated record. Gene Ontology annotation, biological process: monoatomic anion transport; monoatomic ion homeostasis; transmembrane transport. Lineage: Eukaryota; Metazoa; Arthropoda; Arachnida; Ixodida; Ixodidae. Bases 1 to 2403 code for a protein of 800 amino acids.